UUGGCUCUCGAUCUUAGUGGGCUCUUGGAGCUGGAUGAGCCAAAUGAAGAUGAGCUGACUAGCGUGAGCAACACAAAGUUGCUGAAGAUUGCUAUGAUAGAUGAUGAAGAUGAAGCUGCCGCCGAGGUUGGUUGCAGAUUUCAUGUUAUACAGAAACUUGGAGAAGGAACCUACGGAAAGGUUUACAAAGCAACGUGCAAAGGGACACUGCAGGUGUUUGCAUUGAAGAGGAUUCCAAUUGUCAUGGAUGAAGAUGGUGUACCAGCUACCGCCAUACGAGAGGUGUCACUGCUGAAGGAAUGCCACCAUCCAAACGUGAUCAGGCUCUAUGAAGUGCUUUCUCUUGAGCGUGCAUUGUACCUUGUCUUUGAGUACGUGGACAUGGAUUUGCGGAUCUUCUUGAAAAGGAAUGGUGCGUUCAAGAAUCUGGUGGCCUUGAAGAACGCGGCCUGGCAGUGCAUCAGGGGGACUGAGUUCUGCCAUGGACGUCUGAUCUUACACAGAGACUUGAAGCCACAGAACGUUCUGGUGGAUUCAACUGGCCGAAACCUAAAGCUUGCGGACUUUGGCCUUGCUCGGCUUUUCUCGGUUCCUUUGCGAGCUUACACUCAUGAGGUGGUGACGCUUUGGUACAGAGCACCAGAGAUCCUUCUGGGGCACAGAAAGUAUGCAACACCAACCGACAUUUGGUCCUUGGGCUGCAUUGUUGCAGAGAUGGCUACUGCGGAGGUCCUUUUUCCCGGAGAUAGCCAAAUAGACACGAUCUUCAAGAUCUUCCGCCGUUUGGGGACACCCUCUGAUGAGGUUUGGCCCGGCUUCAGCACACUACGCAAUUUUUCUCAGGAGUUUCCAAAGUGGAGCAAUACGGAACUAGUCGAUGUGCGAUGCAAAGCACCUGCGCUUGGGCCUAGAGGUGUGGACAUGAUCAAUGCGUGCCUCAGGUUCAAUCCGAUAGAUCGACCUUCUGCUAAGCAGCUGUUGCAGCACAAAUUCUUCGCUGCAGGUGAAGAGGGGAGAAGUGGCUCAGCUGGAUUGCAUCGAAUGCCAGAAGAGGUGAUCGCAAAGAGCUUGAUCCAGAAAAUGCAACGAAACCCUUGCGAAGGCCAGCAAGCGUGUCGGAACUUCCAUUCCUGGUUGAAGACGCCGCCCGGCAGACUGCAUAUCAUUGAAAUGACGCCAGCGAUGCUGCAAGCGACAACAUAUGCAGGAGAUCCGCUGAGACGCUGCUUCAUCAAGGACAAGCUGGGUUAGCGGAAGCAGAGCCUGUCAUCCACCGGGACAGCAGGCAAUUGUCAAGGGGGACAAUGUCUGCUGGAUAGAUGGCGAGCUUGGUUAAGAAAGACGUUUCACCUGGGGUUUCGAUCGGCUCGAUCGAUGAACUAGUGCGGUUCUAUCCCGCAACGACUCCGUUCUAUGGGAAAAAACA
Durusdinium trenchii is the source of this 1426-nucleotide messenger RNA. Lineage: Eukaryota; Dinophyceae; Suessiales; Symbiodiniaceae. The record is from the annotation of a GenBank genome assembly.